AUGAUCGGUGUGAACAGUCUGCACUCCGCGGGGCGCCUACGCUCCCGCUCCCUCUGCACCGUGCGCUACGGAAGAGACUUUCGGAUGAUGGACCCCUUCAGAUACCCCAGGACCCCGCGCUCACGCUCACUCAAACCACUCGUGUUCCCGGAUCUCCUGGGGAAAGCUCAGGACGGACAGGACCACCCACAGGCCAGGAAGAGGAGAAAGGCGCUGUACAACUCAAUCAAGAACCAGAAGCUCCAGUGGACUCUCGACGAGGAGGAGCUGCGGAAGUCGUUCUCGGAGCUCGGGGACAGUCUGUGUGAGUCGGACGCCACCAGACCCAUCCGGCGAGUGGACAGCAGCGGGAAGCCCCUGGAGGAGGCCACAGAACCCUCCGGAACGCUGCUGUACAAGAACGGCUUCCUGGUCCGGAAAGUGCACGCCGACUCAGACGGGAAGAGAACUCCCAGAGGAAAGAGAGGCUGGAAGACUUUCUACGGCAUUCUAAAAGGGCUCAUUCUUUACCUGCAAAAGGGGGAGUACAGGCCUGAUAAGCAGCUCUCAGAUGAAGACCUUAAAAAUGCAGUGUCCAUCCAUCACUCUUUGGCCUUGAAGGCUACAGACUACAGCAAACGGCCCAAUGUCUUCUACCUCCGCACCGCAGACUGGAGGGUCUACCUCUUCCAAGCACCAAACGCAGAGCAGAUGCAGUCGUGGAUCACUCGGAUCAACACGGUGGCUGCCAUGUUCUCGUCUCCACCGUUCCCCGCGGCCAUCGGCUCCCAGAAGAAGUUUAGCCGCCCUCUGCUGCCCGGCACCAUGUCCAGACAGACCGAGGAGGAGCAGGUCCGCUGUCAUGAGGCCAGGUUUCGGGCCGUGUCCACUGAACUGGCAGAGAUACGCUCCAGCCCUCCAGACCGGAAAGUCAAAGGUCGGGAGCUCGAUGAGUAUCGCCAAAGAGAUGAAUAUCUGGAGUUUGAGAAAACUCGAUAUGCAACCUACGUCAUGCUGUUGAGAACAAAACUUCGCAUUAAUGAGGACGACCUGUCUGUGUUUGAGUCCCUGAUCCUGGAGGAGAAUGGCAUCCAGAGGGCGCUAUCCAGCCCCACACUGGGCGACAGCAGCCUGGCAUCACAAGCCAGCAGCACCAAGGAUGGUCCCAACAGCAGCAAGGCCUCCUGCUGCAGCACCAAACCACGUCAGGAGGCUCAGAGACACAGCUACAGACAAGCUGUGAAGAAGUGA
This is a messenger RNA of Knipowitschia caucasica, 1230 nucleotides long. Lineage: Eukaryota; Metazoa; Chordata; Actinopteri; Gobiiformes; Gobiidae. The record is from the annotation of a GenBank genome assembly.